AUUCGCUAACAAGACGCGAGACUUCAUAGACGUGUACUUUGCCUUUAAUAAUAAUGUAAUAUCUUAAUAACUUACAAUAAUUGUUACUAUAAAAUUAACUGCAGUGUCAGUUCGAAAGUAAAGUGUGUCGCGAGUGUGAUUUUACAAUUUAUACUUACUUAUAUUGUGCAAGAUGAACUAAAUAUUUCUUGGUUAUAACAUAUAUCUGUGUUAGUUAUGUCUAACCAAACAGCUUCCCCUUUCGGGCGUAGCCAACUAUUGCAGCGAAGUCCUCCACCGACUCCAAAUCAACCAGAACCAGUUCAACCUAUUGAGCAAAUUCCACCUCAAGCUCCAGCCGUGUUGGCUGGUGAGUUACCCCCUGAAGUUGUUUCAACACCAGAUAUCCAGAAAUGGAUUGGGUCAAUAGACGCCGUUCUCACUGAGGUCUGCACCAUAGUCUCAGAAGGGAAAAUGAACAACGAUCAAAAGCAGCGUGUCUCCGCCCUUUGUCGCAACGUUUUAAAGGGGACAAGUCAAAUGGCCGUAGAAUAUCAAGCUUUAAAGCAAAAAACCAUCCAAGCGCACCACACAGUACUGCAUCUAAAAGAACAGCUGGACCUUGCAGAAUCUAUUAAGGUGAUCAAAAAUACUAUAAUCGACAAAUUAUCGCCUUCUGACAUAACCUCUUCAUCUUACGCUAACAUAGUAAAAAAAAGUUCCGAAACCCUCAUCCGCCCAGCAAAUCUGAGUUCUGUGGCCAUCUAUCCUUGCGACAAGACGAGAACAAGCGAAGACACAAAGUCACUUGUUCAGAAAAUUAUUUCGCCUGAAGAACUAAAGCUUCAUGUCCGUGGCCUAAAAAAAGUCAGAAACGGGGGUGUACUUAUUAGGACCGAGAACAAAGGAGAUAUUGAAAAGCUCAGGAAUUCAACGAAACUGAUGUCAUCUGGCCUUACGGUAGAAGAAACCCCCAAGCGCCGACCUAGGAUUGCUGUCGUUGGAGUUCCAGUAGCACUUACUGAAAGAGAAGUAUUUGACUGCAUCUAUGAGCAAAACCUUUCGGAGAAAUUGGCAAAUAGUACUCGAGAGUCCUUUCUUGCUACUGUCAAAUUGAGCCAUAAGUCAGGUAAGAAAGGUCUUCCCACUUGCAAUUAUAUAUUAGAAGUUUCUGCUGCCGUCAGGAAAGUACUCAUAAACCAAGGCCGGAUUUUUAUAAACUGGACUUCUUGCCCUGUAAGAGAUUACACAAUAGUUACAAGAUGCUUCAACUGCCAGCAGUUUGGCCAUGCAGCCAAGUUUUGUCGUGAAACUAGUCCUACGUGCAACCACUGUGGGGAGACUGGGCAUUCCCACAAGGAGUGUAACAGUAAAUCUUCUCCGCCUCAAUGUGCGACGUGCAAGCGCUUCAAGAAGAAAUGUGACCAUCAGACUGGUGACGCAGAGUGUCCGGCGCGUAAAUAUGCCGAGAUUAAUUAUAUCAAUUCGAUUGACUAUGAAGGCGCCUAAGAGCGCCCCGGACAGUUUAUUUAGUAGCACUUAGUUAUUGUCUCGUAAGUUAAAAGUUACUCUAUAUUUUAUUAAUUUAGUAAUUAGUUUUUAUGGCCAGUCAGCUAAUCACUGAUCUGGAUGAAUUUUCUGUGUCUGAAGCCAAUACCUGUAAUGUAGAAGAUUGUAAACUUCUUCUUCCUUCUGGGGAAAAUACGCUUACGCUACUAACUCAAAAUAUUCGCAGUAUUAAUCGCAACAUGGAUGGCUUUGAAGUUCUAUUAGAAAGUCUUGACAUUAACUGUGAUGUUAUUGUCCUAACAGAAUGUUGGCUAUCUUCUCAGACAGCCAAUUUACCUUCUCUCGACGGCUACUGCACUCACAAAACAAAUUCAAACAUGAAUCAGAAUGAUGGUGUAGUGGUGUACAUCAAAAACAACUUAAAAGUUCUAGUGGAAGAGCCCAGAGUUCAAAAUAGUAACUGUUUAGUAAUUAAAAUUAUUCCGGAUACUGUAAUUAUGGCCAUUUAUAGGCCACCGUCUCAAAACAUUGACAGCUUUUUGGACUCACUUGAUGUAAACUUAAAACAUUUAUCUGCUUUUAAGAACAUUAUAUUAAUGGGUGACAUAAAUAUUAAUAUUGCUUCUGAGAGAGCAGAUACACAUGUACAUAACUACCUAAAUAUUUGUUCAUUUCAUGGUCUUUUACCAACCCAUUAUUAUCCCACGCACCAGUCUGGGUCAUGUUUGGAUCAUUUCAUCAUAAAAACCCGACAUCCGAACAAAACAUUAGUCACCAAUUCAUCGCUUACGGACCAUCAAGCUAUUUUGCUAACAAUACAAAAAUCCUCACCUAGAAAAAACUGCAUGCGUAGCUUUUUAAAAAUUGAUAUGACUAAUCUUGCACGUGCCAUUCGCGACAUCGACUUUGACCCUGUUUACGAUACUAAUGACGCAAAUAUUUCAUUACAGUAUUUUAUAAAUGCGCUACAACAUGCGAUAAACAAAAAUACAAUUACCAAAAUAACGUCUAGAAGGUAUAAAUCGAUCAAACCGUGGAUCACUCCAGGUCUCGUUCGUUGUAUACGGCAUAGGGACAAACUACACCAAAAGUCAAAACUUGCACCUGAUAAUGAAAUACUUUCUAUUUCAUAUAAAAGGUAUAGAAACUUUUGUAACAACCUUUUAAAAAAAGUUAAAUAUCAACACGAGAAGAAUGAGUUACAGAAGGCAGGAAAAAACAGUAAACUCGUUUGGAAAUUUAUUAAAACAAAUACUUUUCGAUCGAAAAAUCCUGAACCCCCACUCGAAUUACUGUCUUCAGAAAUAAACCCACUAGUAGCCGCAAAUAAAGUAAAUAGUUUUUUUGCUAACAUUGGCAAAACCUUAGCUGAAAAAUCCUUGAACCAUAGUACUUAUCCCCACCAACCAUUGUCGGCUGUAAAUACCCCUACGAAAACAUCAAAAUCUUUUGUUUUAUUAAACACUGACGUCAAUGAAAUUUUAAGGAUAAUUACAGGGUUAAAGGACGAUUGCGCUGUUGGGUGGGAUGGCAUUCCUAAUAACAUACUGAAAAGGUUUAAACACCUUCUUGCUCCUCCAUUGACCCAUAUUUUUCAGUCAUGUUUGUCUAAAGGAAUCUUUCCCAAACCGCUUAAAAAAGCAGUAGUUACGCCAGUUUUCAAAGCGGGAGAUAAAAACUGUGUUAACAACUAUAGACCCAUUUCAGUAUUAACAGGUCUCUCAAAAAUUUUAGAAAAAAUUAUAAAUAGUAGAUUAAUAGAUUAUCUUGAAAUUAACAAUUUGCUUUCAAAUAACCAAUUUGGGUUUAGACCAAAAAGAUCGACUAACCAAGCAGUUCACAGACUGUCCGAAUACAUUAGUACUAACCUUGACAAGGGUAUGCAUACCAUUGGGAUUUUCCUGGACCUCGCUAAAGCUUUUGACACAAUUUCUUGUUCUAUGUUACUACACAAGCUUGAAAAACUUGGAAUAAGAGGCGAACAACUUCAGUUGUUCACCGAUUAUCUUAGAGAUCGUCAACAAUGCGUUAAAAUAGGUCAGUACACAAGUUCUGAGAUGGAAAAUAGUGGUUUCGGAAUACCUCAAGGAAGUAUUUUGGGACCUACAUUGUUUUUAAUUUACAUUAAUGAUUUAUGUAGUUUGGUCCUUCGUAAUGGGCUAAUAUUAUCAUAUGCGGAUGACACAGCCCUAUUGUUUUCCGCUGAAUCUCAAAGUGAAACAUAUGAAUAUGCCCAAAACGGUUUUAAUGUUGUGUCAAAUUGGCUUCAUCAAAAUCUUCUAACAUUAAAUAUAGAUAAAACUAAAUAUAUUUCAUUCUCAAUUAGAAACAUUAAUCCACCGCUUACUAACCUAGAUAUAUUUGCACAUAAUUGCAAUUCUGCUAAUAUUGCUUGUACUUGUCCCACUUUAGUUAAAGCUGACCACAUAAAAUAUCUAGGUGUUACGAUUGACACGAAUCUAAAUUUCCGUAAACACAUCGAGUUACUAUGCAAAAGAGUGCGUAAAUUAAUGUACAUUUUUAAGAACCUACGCCACAUAGCCGACUAUAAGUUAAUUAAACAGGUUUAUUUGGCUCUGUGUCAGUCUGUUCUCACCUAUUGUAUUACAUCAUGGGGUGGAACUGCAAAGUCUAUCUUGCUUCCUCUGGAACGCGCUCAAAGAGCAAUUCUAAAGGUUGCUACCUUCCGCCCUUUUAGGUUUCCCACACACCAACUAUACACUGCAUGUAAAAUACUAACAGUGCGCCAACUAUUUAUAUUGCAAACCAUACUUUAUCAGCACUCUGAGCUUCCUUUCGACCCAGUAUCCCAAACCAGGAGGAGGAAAGAUUUGGUUUGCUUUGAACCACAGACAAGACAUGCAUUUGCACAUAGAUUUUACGUAUUUUUAGGACCAUUUUUGUACAACAAGGUCAACAAGAUACUAAAUAUAUAUAGUGUAAAUUAUUAUAAAUGUAGUACAUUGUUAUCAGAGUAUCUACUAAAUCUUGAUUACGCAGACACAGAAAAACUAUUGGAAGUUUUAGUAUGAAUGUAAGAUUAGUUUGUAAGUUGUUAUUCUAUUUCUGUACACAUGCACCUAAAUUGAUAGUCUUGUAAGUGAUGACCCGAAACACAGGUUUUUAUAAACCUAGCUCGGGCAAGUCGCUAAUUAUACAUAAGUCUAGGUUAAAAAGUAAAUUUUCCUAUAGUUCCUAAAUAUUGGUAAGUUACUUAUUAAGUUAUUCCUAGUGCACUAGCAUAAUUAUUGAUUAAUACUUAUUUGUGGCUGUUUCAUGUAAAUUAUUUUGUGAAAUAAUGAAAUAAAGGAUUAUUUUAUUU
Molecule: messenger RNA, 4810 nt
Organism: Spodoptera frugiperda (fall armyworm)
Lineage: Eukaryota; Metazoa; Arthropoda; Insecta; Lepidoptera; Noctuidae
Exons: 1
Coding region: 217-1488 (423 amino acids)
Molecular function (GO): nucleic acid binding; zinc ion binding
Source: RefSeq, a predicted model, not a curated record